AUGUUUGAAAAAAGAUUGUCUGAAAUCCCCGGACCAAAACAGCAAAAUCGUCGACUUUCUGUCACUUCUAAUGCUGAUACUGUAAAACCUGAAAGUUAUUCUUUCUUUCAUACUUAUGUGGCCUCACCAAUUCAAGCAUUCUUUCAUUCUUAUAUAGUUCGGCCGUCAAAAGAAACCCCUUUAAUAUUUUAUUCUGUCAUAUUAAUCAUUUUGUCAAUCCUACUUCUUUUUGUUCUUUUGAUUACAUUCACUUUAUAUGGGCAUUGUGUGGAUGAUGAAUGUACUACUCCUUCACUAAUUAAUAAUUUUGACAAAGUACCCUCCUCUUCAGAAAUCAAGGAUAAAUCUUCAAAAAAUCAAAAACGUCUCGAUAUCCCAAAUAUCCCAACUCCUUCAAUCCCAGCUCCUUCAGUUCCCGAUGUUUCUUCUAGUGCAGGACCGGCUGUUUCGGCCGUUAGUGGUGCUGUCAACGAUGCUGCGAAUACUGCUGUGAAUACUGCUGAGGAUAUUGCUGCAAAAGCCCAGGAAUUAUUAUCUAAACUAUUAAGCUCUUUCGAUAACUUUAAACCAAAAAGUCCUACUGCUAACAUUUCGGGAUUCUUCUCAAUUCCUUAUCUGUUAGCUUUUAUAAUUAGUAUAAUUUCAUUACCUUUCCUAUACUUUCGUCUUACAAUUAUUGCUGCUUUUCUCAUAAUAACUUCUUCAUUACUUAAUGCUAUCGCUUGUAUUUUUGAUCUCUUACUUUUUGUUUGGGUCUUUGACCUUAUUUCUAUUAUUCCUGGUAUUGGAAGUCAACAUACCGGCCCCGCCAUUUAUUUGGCUAUUAUGAGUGCCGCUUUACUGAGUGUUGCUGGUAUAUUCUUAUGUAUUGGUUCAUGUUGUAAUGCUGUCAGGAGCACCGGUAAAUGCAUAAGAAAUUUAAAAAGUUCAAAAGUUAAUGAUGCUGAACAAGGGAAACCUGGGAAACCAGGAACACCUUAUAAUUAUUUUUAA
Cetraspora pellucida is the source of this 993-nucleotide messenger RNA. Lineage: Eukaryota; Fungi; Glomeromycota; Glomeromycetes; Diversisporales; Gigasporaceae. The record is from the annotation of a GenBank genome assembly.